AUGGAACCUGGUGAUACAGUCUGGUGGCAUACCGAUAUGUGUCAUGCGGUCGACCCAGAACACAACGGUGAGGGUGAUGCGAGCGUGGUGUACAUUGCCGCAUGCCCCACUACAAAGACCAAUAAGGACUAUGUCAAGAAGCAGCUUCAGGCUGCGCUGGUGGGAGGAGGGCCACCUGAUAGGGUUGGGCUGAAGCUCAAUGAGUCGGCUUUGAAAGGGUACGAGGGGUUCGAUGAUGUAUCUGAGGAAGGAAAGGUGGUGCUUGGGUUCAACCUGUUAUAA
This is a messenger RNA of Colletotrichum spaethianum, 282 nucleotides long. RefSeq lists its product as uncharacterized. Bases 1 to 282 code for a protein of 93 amino acids. The transcript is spliced from 2 exons. The record is from RefSeq and is a predicted model, not a curated record. Lineage: Eukaryota; Fungi; Ascomycota; Sordariomycetes; Glomerellales; Glomerellaceae.